AAAACAACUUCCGGGUCAACUUCCAAACGCAUACGUCAGCUGUAACAUUUUAAGUGGAGACCGAAGAGUACGUGGCUUUUCUAGAGAACAGACUGGCGAACGGGAGGCAGCAGAGGCAGUUUCGUUGAUUUAACACGGAAAAAUACAGUCAACCACCAUGGACCAAGUAAUGCAGUUUGUUGAGCCUAGCCGGCAGUUUGUGAAGGACUCCAUACGGCUCGUGAAGAGGUGUACCAAGCCAGACAGAAAAGAAUUCCAGAAGAUCGCAAUGGCUACAGCAAUUGGUUUUGCCAUCAUGGGAUUUAUCGGAUUUUUCGUCAAACUCAUUCACAUCCCCAUCAACAACAUCAUUGUUGGUGGCUGAAUCCCAUUCCUGAUGCCUAACGGACACCACACAUGACCAGAGACCCAAUCCGAAUCCGUUGAUCUGCCUUGACUUUUACAUUCAGUGUACAUUUUGUAUUCGACUGUGUUUAUAAAUAAAUGACCAAAUAAACUAAGAAAUGAAAA
Messenger RNA from Conger conger (European conger), 510 nucleotides. It is a transcript of the gene sec61g, whose product is annotated as SEC61 translocon subunit gamma. Gene Ontology annotation, molecular function: transmembrane protein transporter activity. Lineage: Eukaryota; Metazoa; Chordata; Actinopteri; Anguilliformes; Congridae. Gene Ontology annotation, biological process: protein targeting; post-translational protein targeting to membrane, translocation. Gene Ontology annotation, cellular component: Ssh1 translocon complex; membrane. Bases 158 to 364 code for a protein of 68 amino acids. The record is from RefSeq and is a predicted model, not a curated record. The transcript is spliced from 4 exons.